Molecule: messenger RNA, 1512 nt
Organism: Stylophora pistillata
Lineage: Eukaryota; Metazoa; Cnidaria; Anthozoa; Scleractinia; Pocilloporidae
Product: JNK1/MAPK8-associated membrane protein
Biological process (GO): ERAD pathway; response to unfolded protein
Cellular component (GO): membrane
Molecular function (GO): ubiquitin protein ligase binding
Source: RefSeq, a predicted model, not a curated record
AACUAGUGGUUGUUGUCUUGAGUUGUUGAGUCGAAAAUGUCUUACGUGAAGUGAAAACUAUUCCACUGCAGACUUUUUCGGACAGUUUCGGCCUUUAAAGACUUCAGAAAAGCGCCUCUUAAGUUCUAGUGCAGAAGGUGGGAAUCGAGGGGCUGAGAAAGAUGCAAUUUGAACAGGACUCAAAUCAAGUAUUCGUGAAUAUUUAGCAUGAGUGAUAGACGUCUGCUUUGUGUUCUUUUGUCACUGACUUUGUUUUCGUUAUUACAAGGGGACACAGAAGGUGCAUUUGAACCAUGCCCUGGGCAAUACUGUGGAAGGAUUAUUGAUGAUGAUGGAAAAACUGGAGACUGUGGAGCUUGCCCAAGAGGUUUUAACACCAAUGGCACAGCAUGCUUAGAGUGCUCAUCAUCUCCUGAUUUAUAUGACUGGUUGUACUUGGGUUUUAUGGCAUUCUUGUCUCUGAUAACUCAUUGGUUCUUCAUUGACUUAUUUGCCAAAAGAGAUAGAAAAAGCAUCUUUUUUCUCUGCUUGAGUGCUUUUGUGGAAAGUACCUCAGCUGCCAUUUUUUCCCUCCUUGCCAGUAAACCUCAAGGCAGCCUAAGUUUGACAUCAUGCAAGACAAAGCAAAUCGCAGACUGGUAUACAAUAUUCUUUAAUCCCAAACCUGAUUAUGUCAACACAAUUCACUGUACACAAGAAGCUGUUUAUCCUUUGUACACCAUAGUGCUUAUGUAUUAUGCACUCUCAGUUGGUCUCUUGUUUUUGUUCCGGCCCAUUAUUUCACACCAGUUCUGUGAUGGUCAGGGGCGAAAUUCUACAUAUGCUGCCAUGUACUUUUUACCAUGCCUUGCAGUGGUGCAUGCCUUAUUUGGUGGACUCAUUUAUUACUCUUACCCAUACAUCACGUUAACUAUUUCUGUUUUGAGCACUGCUGCAGUCCUUGCCAAGAAUAAAAUAACACAUAUCGGCCAGUUGGUCAAGAGCAAACGUCACACGAUCAUCAUCAUGGCUCAUUGGUUAGCGCAUGCGUAUGGAAUAUUGGCCGUCACGCAACUCCGUGACCCUUCAGUACAUGGACCCAUGUUCGCAUUGGUGUUGGCUCCAGUAUCAUUCUUUUUGUUAACACAUUCUUUCACAGAGCCAAGCAAGUUUAAGACUCCUUGAAUUCACUUAACGUUUUUUUUUCUCUAAUUUCUAACGAAUCACGCGAUAAAUUACGCUGGGAGAAAAAAGGGGGAGGGGGGGGCUCUGUGCGUGUUAAUUCGUGAAUUUGGAAGCCCAAUAGUUCCACUUUGUUUCACUUUGCUUUUCUUUCUCCCCCAAAAAAGAGAACCAUUUUUUCAAUUUCUCUUUAUUUUGUUUCUUAUUAUCGUUCUGAAAGACAUUAAGAUCUUUAAUAUUGUCUCAUGAGCGGUUCCUACCGGCAAAUAGAGAGUUCAGGGCUCGACACUAACUUUUCAACUUACCAGCCAAGUGACCAGUGACAUCUUAGAUUUUAUUAAUAUUUUUAUC